This is a messenger RNA of Erigeron canadensis, 1241 nucleotides long. RefSeq lists its product as uncharacterized. The transcript has 2 exons. The coding region runs from base 230 to 985 and encodes 251 amino acids. The record is from RefSeq and is a predicted model, not a curated record. Lineage: Eukaryota; Viridiplantae; Streptophyta; Magnoliopsida; Asterales; Asteraceae.
AAUGCCUCAAGCAGUAGUACUGCCGAUUCACAUGAAGACGACCUCAGCGAAUAUGUUUUGUUGCUCGAAGAUAAUAUGCAGCUUGCUAAGAAAACUAUGCAAGGAAUAUCAGAUUCCAUGAACCGGUUGAUUCAUAGAGCUGAGAAGAAACAAAAUAAAAAUCUUCUCAAGCUUCUUGAACAGUCUGCCGAAGAAUAUAAUGCAUCCAACGGAGUAGUGACGUUUGAUAAUGAUGAUCAAAAUUUUCAAUCUCAGAUUUCCAACAAUUGAACAUGUUAAUAGUUGGAGCUUACCAAUAAUAAGCUUAACAUGCAUCACUAUUGCUUUACCAAAUAUUGAAAAAGACAGAGUUGAUGAUUUGUUCAAAAGUGUUGGUGAAGGUCUUUUGUACACUCACCUAGUGGAAAAAAUCCUAAAUAAGGAAUCUAUGUAUGUGAAUAUUAGAAGGGCAACCUUGGAAUUAUGGCAUGAGGUUGAAGUUAACCACAAGUGGUUAAACAACACUUUGGAGAGAAAUGCUUAUAAAGAAAAAACCCCAAGAGAUAUUAUUACUUCAUUUGCUCAAAUUGCAGAAAAUGUUCUGGAUGAAUUUAUCAACACAAGUAGUACUAAUGGAGAUCAUCUCAUGGAGAACGAGAACCUUCCGCCAAAGGUUAUCGUUGCCAACUCAAUGUAUCGUAUUGCAAAAACGAUUGAAAGCAACAACUCAAACAUUGUUGAUGAAGAGGAGUUGUUUACACAACUAUGUGGCAUGAUUGCAGACAUAUUAGCUACAUGCUUCACCAACAUACCACGCGCCAUAUCUAUGAGAUGUCACGAAAGCACAGUAAUAGAAGAACGAGAGGCUAGAGUUGCGGCCGCAAUUGACUUUCUUGGACGGACUACAGAGAUAAUAGAAAGACUUGAAAAUCGCCGACUACCGAACAUGGAUCAUGAGAAGAUGGCAUAUAUCGACGAGUGGCGUCUUCACUUUAAGCGUCCUUAAUUAGAAAUUAUAGUCUAUAUAUCGAUCGCAUGGAGCAAGCUAAGGUAAUUUAGGUCAAGAAAUGAACUGCUUAAUGGACAAUCUCAAACAUGUGAGCUUCAAGAAUAAUGAUAUCCAUUACCAUAUGUUUUUUUUUAGAAUGUGUCUGUUACCUCUCUUUCUCCUUUUAUUAUGUUAUAUUUGCAAAAUGCGUGUGUUAUAUUUUUAAUUUUGUACCAUCUUAUAUACAAAUCAAAAUACUUGUAUUAAUUAUGCA